AUAGUUCAAGUCCUAGCAGACGACAGAGAAAGGUCCUAUUUUACAACAUAAAGUUUACAGCUAAACAAAGUACACCAUAAUGUGGAAACGUAUUGCGACUCUGGGCCGUAAAACAUCACUGGAAUUGAGGCUAUGUAGCAAAGCCAUUCAAUUUAGACAACCACUGGGAAGAGUUUUUCUUCAUCAAGAGUCUAUUCCAAGGUUACCGGUUCCACCUUUAGAUCAAACGCUAUCACGUUUUCUCGAUACCUGCCGCCCUCUAUUAUCUGCUAAUGAACUUAAUGAAGUUGAGAAAUUAGCAAAGGAAUUUGGUAAAAGUGGGACAGAAUUACAGAAACUGCUUGAAACUAGAGCACAAGAGGAACUCAAUUGGCUAGAAGAAUGGUGGCUACAUACAGCUUACCUCGAUUAUAGAUUACCUGUUGUUGUUCAUAGUAGCCCUGGUAUAUUAUGCCCGAGACAAAAGUUUAAUAGCAGAGAUGAUCAAUUGGACUAUACUGCACGUCUUAUCUCUGGUGUUUUGGAUUAUAAGAAAGUCGUCGAUAAUCAGAAUGUUCCGAUCGAAGCUAUGGGCAAUAAUCCGUUGUGCAUGUAUCAAUAUUAUCAGAUUUUGAGCGCAUGCAGAAUUCCUGGAAAGAAAAGGGAUUCAUUUGCUGUUUAUCCCCCAACUGAAAAAGACCCACCACGUCAUAUUAUCAUUAUUUGUAAUAAUGCCUUCUUUAAGUUGGACGUCUAUGAUAAGGAUGAUAACCCACUCACUACGAAUCAACUGUGCGAACAGCUUCGUAAAAUAUUUAAGAAGUCGUUUUCAGUAAAAUCUCCUGGAGUUGGUAUUCUUACAUCCGAGAAUCGUAACACAUGGGGACUAUAUUACGACAAGUUGAAAAAUCUUGAUCCCGAAAAUGAAAAGAAUUUAAAGCUCAUUGAGAAGUCUAUAGCUACAGUUUGUUUUGAUAAAGCUAUACCCUUCGAUGGAAGAGAUGAGUUCAGCGUUGGCAUAAAUCAAAUGAAUCAUGGAUGUGGCUCUAAGAAUAAUUCAGCUAACAGAUGGUUUGAUAAAACGCUUCAGUUCAUUGUAUCUGAAGAUGGACAAGUUGGGUUAACGUAUGAACAUAGUUCGGCAGAAGGACCACCUAUCGUUUCAAUUCUUGAUCAUGCUUUAAUUCAUGCGAGAUCUAACAAAACUGCACCUGACGGCUCUAUUGACGGUUUGCCGGAACCUGAAGUUUUGAAUUUUAAUGUAAACGAAGAAAUACAACAUGGUAUUGAGGAAGCUGGAAAAAACAUAGAUACACUUAUAAGCGAUUUAUCCUUAGUUGGAUAUGUAUUUAAAGAUUUUGGGAAAGAAGCCAUUAAAAAGCUUAAAGUUAGUCCAGACGCCUUUAUACAGGUAGGUUUCCAGUUGGCUUAUAACAAGAUAUAUGGUCGCUCAUGCGCAACCUACGAAUCCGCCUCUCUGAGGAAAUAUCGACAUGGACGAACGGACACCAUUCGAAGCUGCACAAACGCUUCUCAUGAGUUUGCUCAAGCAAUGAUUUCAUCUAAAUUCUCGGAAGAUGUCGAGACGAAGAGAAAAUUACUACUUAAUGCUAUCAACGCUCAUAGACAAUACACUCAAUGGGCAGUUGGAGGUGGUGGGGUUGAUAGACAUUUACUCGGUCUCAAGCUUAUUGCAAAGGAACACGGAAAAAACAUUCCUGACCUAUUGAUGGAACCAUCGGUAGCUGAAACUUCACAUUGGAAAUUAAGUACCAGUCAAGUAGCCUCUAAAACUGGUUGCUUAUUAGGAUUCGGACCUGUGGUUCCCGAUGGAUACGGACUGUGUUAUAAUCCUCAGUCGAAUUCGAUAAAUUUUUCUAUUUCAUCUUGGAAAACGAGCCCAGAAACUGAAAGUCAACGCAUGGCCGAAAGCAUCGGAUCUGCUUUGGUAGAAUGUUAUCAACUGUUAUCAAGUGGAAAUGUACAGGCAAAAUUGUAA
Messenger RNA from Dimorphilus gyrociliatus, 1978 nucleotides. NCBI's taxonomy places the organism in Eukaryota, Metazoa, Annelida, Polychaeta, Dinophilidae. The record is from the annotation of a GenBank genome assembly.